AUGAUAAGUGACAAACAUGAACUGAACGGCAAGCCGAAAAUAUGUGGCCUAUUUGAACUCAGUGACAUGUUCAUAUUUGUAGCAUCAGCAAAAACACUUUAUGGUGACAUUGAUCCGAUUCUAAUAGAAAGGGAUUUCAAACUAUUCGAUUCCAAACUUCAUUGGUUCUUUGCUCAAUCGCCUCAUCUUGUCUAUUCACUUUUCCUUAGAGAAGCUCUUCAUGCAAGAUGUAAACUAAUCGAAACAUUUGCACGUUUUGCAUCUGCAAAAAACUCUAGUAGUCUCACAAAAUUUCGCACAGAUACCAUGCAGUCUUAUCCAGAGUGGUUCACAGCACUAGAUAUUGGUACAAAUCAUAUGGUUUGGUUCCGGGCGGCGAUAGCCAACACAAUUCCAGCUGCGUUUUGGUCUUUAUUCAACGUUCUUCAUGAUCAUCAAGCACUUACCACAAUAUGCAACGAAGUCAAACAGUUUUUACCCGAAGUGAUCCUGGAUGAGAGAAACGAGUUUGAUGAGUCUCAAUGGUUAAAUGAUUCACUGGCAUCAUGCGUCAAUUUGGAAAGUGCUGCGUGUGAAACAUUAAGAAUGGUCUCACCACCAAUGGUUCUUCGGAUAUGUUUGACUGAUAUCGAUCUCGAACUUUAUGACGGAAAAAUACUAAAGCUUCGUAAAGGAGAACGUCUCACACUUUUCCCAGCUGUAUCUCAUUAUGACGAAAGACUGUUUCCCGAUCCAUUCCAAUAUAAAUUCGAUCGCUUUUUAAAUUCACCUAACCUCGAAUUAGCCGAACAAAAAGUUUCCAUUGCCUAUAGUCCAUUCGGUGGUGGAAAAUCAAUGUGUCCUGGAGGAUAUUUAGCUAAAAACGAAGUAAAAGUAUUUCUGGCACUUGUUCUCCAGCACAUCAAAUGCGAAUUCAUCGAUAACGACAAACUUUCAAGUAGUCAGCCAAAAGUUCAACCUGAAAGAGUCGGUAGUGUUGAUGUACCUCCUCCUCAACAUGAUGUAAAAAUCAAGUACCAAUAUCGAUAG
Didymodactylos carnosus is the source of this 1029-nucleotide messenger RNA. Lineage: Eukaryota; Metazoa; Rotifera; Eurotatoria; Philodinida; Philodinidae. The record is from the annotation of a GenBank genome assembly.